AUGGUCUACCUUACCGCCAGCCUCAUUACCGCCUUGAGCAUUUCUCGGACCGUUGCAGCCGCUGCUAUUCUCGGGCCGUACGAUAGACUUGUUGAGAAAGACUCUGUAUCACUCGCAAACAACAACGCCAACACUAUUAAGAGGGAACCGGACAGCUCCUUGUUUGGAAGGGCCGGCUGUGAAGGAAUGUUCACCUUCGUCGAGCUGAAGAAUGAGGAUUAUUCUGUAAGUCACUUCUACUGCCUAGCCCCGAAAGAAUGUCGCAGUGUUGUCCCCAAGCUGCUGGGUAAGGUGUCGACAGUGUUCAUGCCACCGGGCGACGAAGAGUCGCGGUGUACCUUUUUCGCGCAACCGGACUGCCCUAACAACGCUAAGAAAGAGGAUCAAAUCGGCUAUUGGACUCUCGGCGAUCAGUACAUUUUCACGUUACCACCCUUCAUGAAUAAACGGGUUUCGAGCGUGAGCUGCGUAAAGUUUCCUACGCCGAAGCGCAAACUGGGAGACAUCAGUGAAAGAGCAGCGAACAACGUCCCUGCGCUCAGCGUCAGAUCACAGAAAUGCGCCGGUGACUACACGACGGUCUUAAUGAUCGAAGAGACGAACAUAAAGAACUACGAUCUCAGCUGCUUAGCACCUAAUGAAUGCCAUAACAUCCACUCGGGCAUGUUGGGCAAGGUCAAGCAUGGCAGAUUGUGGACGGACGAGGAAGAGUCGUGGUGCACAUUCUUCCUUGAUCCUGACUGCCCCAAGGAAGGUCUGCGGACGUGGUAUUCAACACUCAGCACAGACCUGGUUCGGCUGCCUGGCGUUAUCCGUAGCGUCAGCUGCGAGAAGUUUCCUGGGCGGAAAACCGUCGACUCCGCGACGAACGCGGCUGGUGCUAUAGGAGAGGUAUCGGGUCUUCCUGCGCUGGCUGCUAGGGGGGAACGAUGCGGCGGCGACCGCACCGCCUUCGGGAUGAUCGACAAGAACAACAGAAAGAAUCACCAGGGUGUCUGCCUAGCGGAACACGAAUGCCACAACGUUCGCGCUGAGCUCUUUGGCAAGGACGUCCGUGCCUGGCUGGCGACCGAAGUGGAUGAAUCAUGCCAGCCUAACUGCCCGGCCGAUGCAAGGCUCGGAGAGUACAGUUCGUCCUCGACUCUCCGCAAGACGCUGUUCGAACCGCUGAAAUGGAUGUCCACCCCUUUUGCCAGCGUCAAGUGCGUCAAGUUCAAAAAGCCAGAAACCGUGGGUCGGAGGGAAGUCGACAUGGAGCCGCCAUUGGGAGCUGCGAACAGUCCAGCGCUGAGCGCCAGACAGUGGGACUGCAUGGGUAAGAACACUUACUUCCAGGUCGUUGAAGACGGCAACAGCUCCAACCAUGAGAGCGUGUGUCUCGCGCCAGGGAAGUGUUACAAUCUUCCCCCGAGGCUGCUCAAUAAGACCGUGAAGACCAACAUCACGACGGCCGAGGAAGCUCCGUGGUGCAUAUUCUAUGCGUAA
Molecule: messenger RNA, 1485 nt
Organism: Coniosporium apollinis CBS 100218
Lineage: Eukaryota; Fungi; Ascomycota; Dothideomycetes
Exons: 4
Coding region: 1-1485 (494 amino acids)
Source: RefSeq, a predicted model, not a curated record